This is a messenger RNA of Pygocentrus nattereri (red-bellied piranha), 3202 nucleotides long. It is a transcript of the gene stx7l, whose product is annotated as syntaxin 7-like. The transcript is spliced from 10 exons. Gene Ontology annotation, molecular function: SNARE binding; SNAP receptor activity. Gene Ontology annotation, biological process: intracellular protein transport; vesicle fusion; vesicle-mediated transport. Lineage: Eukaryota; Metazoa; Chordata; Actinopteri; Characiformes; Serrasalmidae. Bases 201 to 971 code for a protein of 256 amino acids. The record is from RefSeq and is a predicted model, not a curated record. Gene Ontology annotation, cellular component: SNARE complex; endomembrane system; synaptic vesicle.
GGCGCUUUUAUGUCGCUAAAAUGCGACUUAAUGUGCAAACGAGUGCUUUCCGUGCUUUGCUUGGCUUCUGCGAAGGUCUCCUCUUGCCUCUCGAGGCCGAAGGCUGUAGGUUGACCCACAUCCAGUCCGCACUGUCGUCCGUUUGAGUGGACUGGCACUUCAGGUGUUGGAGGAGCUGAAAGCCCGGCUUGUUCGUCACCAUGUCGGGAUCCAGAGACCCAAAUCUGCUAGCUCAGACGAUCGGCUCGAACAUCCAGAGCAUAACGCAGCACACCUCUGAAAUCAAGAGAAUAGUGACCCAACUCGGAACAGACAAGGACACACCAGAUCUCCGACAGAGACUGCAGCAGAAGCAGCAGCACGUGAACCAGCUGGCUAAAGAAACGGAUAAGUGCAUGAAGGAGUUCACCUCUUUACCCGUCGCAGCUGAUCAGCGCCAAAGAAAGAUACAGCGAGAACGGCUUGUGAACGACUUCUCCAACGCGCUGGCGAUUUUCCAGAAAGUCCAAAGACAGGCAGCGGAGAAGCAGAAAGAGUUUGUGGCCAGAGUUCGCGCCAGCUCAAGAGUUUCGGGUGGCUUUGCUGAUGACACAUUUGGAGGAGGUGCUUCGCCUUAUGAGAGUGAGAGCCAAGCUCAAAAACAGAGUUUUGAGGAUGGCAUCACUGAAGAAGAUCUGCAUCUCAUUCACGAGAGAGAGACAGCCAUUAGGCAGCUGGAGUCGGAUAUCACUGACAUCAAUGAAAUCUUCAAAGACCUAGCAGUUAUGGUGCAUGAGCAGGGAGACAUGAUUGACAGCAUAGAGGCCAAUGUAGAAAGCGCUGAGGUGAAUGUUCAGUCUGCCACGCAGCAGCUGGCCAGGGCUGCCACUUACCAGCAAAAAUCUCGCAAGAAAAUCUGCAUCCUGAUCGUCGUACUGGUGGUGCUGGCUGUGAUCGUGGGCCUCAUCAUCUGGGGAUCGAUCAAAGGAUAAGACGUCUCGCUCACCUGGAUCCUCGCAGGUGACUGCUGACAUGCCUUCCGGCGGGAGGACGAGGAGGAAAGCACUAUAUAUGUAUGAGAUUGGCCAAAAGAUUUAGGGCCUGUUUUUUUCUGAGCAUAGACCAAAUCUCGGACUAAAUUACUGUCGUUGGGAAUUGUCAUGAUUGAUAUGUGGCAGUGAAUCACCACAAAGUGACGUUAAGGUUCAGUCAGUUACAACAAGCUCCAUAUGGAGCAGCUCUGAAUCAGAAUUUUCAUGCCCUCCAUUCUGUAACCUUCAGUUAGCGGUGUGCAGGUUAUAUCGUGCUAAUUGGAGGAUUUUAGAUGUAAUCUUUUACUUGCCUUUUUGGCGCCGCAGUGGAUCAUUUCUUUUAAUUAAAUUAAACGAGUAAUCAAAAUCACUAAGUUAACGCUGCUGUCCUGUUGGAGAGCCAAGUCUGAAUGUAGGGUAGUGGCGAGUUCAACCAUUUUUCCCUGCCAAAAGUCAAAGCUUGGCUUUGAUUUGGAUAGUUUCACGGUUAACAUAACGGGAGCCUUUAACGUCUGUUUAGAGGAUGGCUUUAAUUUCAUAGACUUCCAUUGUGUGAAACAGAAACUUGGCGCAAGUUGAAGGAACAGCUUAAGUGCUAUAUAUUUGCUCUGCAGUGUAGCCAUGCUCUGCUUGAAAAUGAAUACAUGAUAGAAAUAGAUUAGUUACUAGUUACUUUUCUGCAAAUGGCAAGUGCAUUUUCAUUCUGCUGUACAAUGGUGGUAAAAGUGGUGGUUGGUUAGUGUAGUGGUUAACACGUCUGCCUUCUACACUGUAGACUGGGGUUCAAUCCCCUACCAGGGUCAGCCCCCUACACUAUACCAAUAAGAGUCCCUGGGCAAGACUCCUAACACCGCCUUGGCCUGCCUGCGUAAAAUGAUCAAACUGUAAGUCGCUCUGGAUUAGAGCGUCAGCCAAAUGCCAUAAAUGUAAAUGUAAGUCUCUUGGCUGUUCUGUGUCAAACUGAUUAUAUUGUAGACUUUUUCAGACACCCCAGAAAAAUAUGCAAGAUUUUCAGACCCAUGGUGGAUAAUAUAUUGCCAAAAUUGCCAAGCUCAAGCUGCAGAGGUUAGAAAUGAAUUACUAUGAUUUUCUCCAGCUGUCAUUCAGUCUUGACUUCUGCCAACCUUCAUGUUGUAGGGAGCUUCCAUUAUCAAUAUACUAAUCGUUGUCCAGCACUUGUGAAGGGAAUUCAUUUGGACUAUUCGGGGCACGUAGGCUUAAUUAAUGUGAAGCAUCUGAUCUGUUUUAAUGUAUUUCACCCUGCCAUGUUAUCAGUGUGGUCACCAUUGUUAGCAGUUCACUUGCCGUAAACAGUCCAUGCAUUCACUAUGCAACACUAGUUUUAAUGUAGCCUUUGAAGCAGAUAUCAUAACUGGGUUUAUGGCCACGUCUGAUGCUUCUCUAAACCAGAAAUGAUCACCGAGUCUGGUCUUUUCCACUUUUAAUUGGGUCAGUCAUUGGCCUUCUGGAAAACGUAAGCAGUUAGCUUGUUGAAAGACUGAAGGAGUUGGCAUGCGAAGGUUAGUGAAUAUCUAGAACAUGAAGUGCCAUUUAAAGAAGCGUCCCAGUUUUGCAUGAGUUAUUGUGAUGCCUUGCCAAAAAGAGAGUAGGGAGGAGUAGCCAGGCUUAGGGAGGAAAGUCACGUCUGAGAGUUGUGAUAACUUUGGUGUCUAAUGCAAACACAUUUCUGGAAAGCUGUUGUGCUUUUUUUUUUUUUCUAAUAAAUUCAGCGUGCAUGUCUUUAUGUCAAAGACAGAUGUCCACAACUUUCCUGCUAGCUCAUUUUGUUCUCCGGCAGGUCCUGGUUUUACUGCAACAUCAAAUCAAGGAUUUAGGGUAGAAUUAAUUUCUCAUCAUUAGUUUUUGCACAGUUCGAAUCUCUUCAGUUUUUAGUUUAAAUUGUGCAGAUUCUUUGAUAAAAUGUAAUCACAUAUAUAUUUAUAGCAGCUUAACUUUGCUUAAUAAUAUAUGCAGCCUUAUCAAGAAAUGUAUUUGAAUCAGAGCAUAAUUUUCCAUGCUUGGUUUAAUAAAUGAUUUAAAAUGUUUCACCUCUUUGUGUUAUGUGCCAUCAAAACAUGAGGUGUGAUGCAACAUGUAGCGUUGAAAAUGAAGUUCUAGCUGUCAGAGACACUUUUUUAUGUUUGUGUUGCAAAGACUAAUCUAAAAGCAAUAAAAGUCCAUUUUUACUUUUG